This is a messenger RNA of Colletotrichum karsti, 867 nucleotides long. RefSeq lists its product as uncharacterized. Lineage: Eukaryota; Fungi; Ascomycota; Sordariomycetes; Glomerellales; Glomerellaceae. The coding region runs from base 1 to 867 and encodes 288 amino acids. The transcript has a single exon. The record is from RefSeq and is a predicted model, not a curated record.
AUGCCGUCCGUCGCCGAGGAGCAGCCCCGGCUGACGAUGCCCGGCCGGAAGCGCAGACGAGACAACGACGUGAACGACCUGCAGAUACAGGGCCCCUUGUACGAGAAACUCGCUCAGUACUCGGCUGCCGCCGUCGCCUCGACGAACUGGAACGCUGACGCCGGCGUUUUUGGCAGGCCCAUCCAGCAGCAGCUGCACCACCAACAACCGAACUUCUUUCCCCAGUACCCCAGCAAUGGCCUCAUUUUCCAACACGGCGGUCUCGAGGGUAACCAGCAGCACACAAACCUCGACGCCGUCCCGAGGAAGAUAGCGCCCCUCCCAGGCGCCAAGAGACAGCGUAUGUUCGAUGAAGAGGAGGAUAACGGCCCAUGGGGAGCAGACUCGACAACAUCGCCGCAGAGACAACGGCGAAGCAGCAAAUCUCCUUCAGCCCGUGUGCUGCAAGAUCAGACCGACGCGGGAAACAGACCAAAGACGCCGUCGUUGAGCCCCUGCCAUAUCUGCCAUCGCCGGCCUACCAAGAAAUCGGACCUCGACUCCUUUGCGGACUGCCAGGGCUGCGGCCAACGGACGUGUUACGUGUGCAUCAGACAGUGCAAAGGCUGGAACAGAGACGGACGGCCCAGCGAAGGAGAUGAACCGGAGCGGGAGGACGAUCUCUCGAGAUCUUUCCACAUGGACGAUGUCGAUGACGAGCGACAACGACAGAAAAGCGAGGAGCACGACGUCGGACGGGCCAAGAGGCAGGACGGUUGGACAGGGGGCGGACACAGGACCAUGAUCUGCAGCCGAUGCUGUAUCGAGAGCGGCACCGAGGGCGAGCCUGUCUGCCUUGGAUGCCUCUCGCGGAUGGAGUCUGUUUAG